UCAGGGGGGUGUUUUUUCACACCCCUGAGCGCGAAAGUUGCAGCGUCGUAAAGUGUGAGUGUAGCCAUGGCCUCAGUGUAUUCAAAGGCUCUUGUAAACCGUCAAUGUCUCAAAUCCUGCAAACAGAUUCCCUUGAGCACAACUUUUUAAUUUGGAGUCAGUGACACCUCAUCAUAACAGAGGUACGUGUUGAUCUAAACAGUCUUGGCUUCCAUUGUCCAAAUUUUAGUGCUGCCAUGUUUAAUAAAUUGGCAUUUGUCCAGUCACUUGACUACCUAGAAGAAAACAUCUACAUCUACAACGAGUGUCUGGAUGUACCACAGCUUCUGGUAUUUCAUACAGCAGUACAAACCUGGAGCCCACCACACGUAGCCUGCUGCCUUUGACAUCAUAACUCCUGUCCGUGUCCAUGCCAGCCUGACACAGCUCAACGAGACAGGUGAACAAGAUUCUACAGCCUCUUGUCCUGGAAGGCUCAUCCAGUGGUGGUGACCUAGGCUCUGGAGAGAUGGUACUGCAUAGUAAUCAGUUAAAAAAAUUUUAUAGAGACUUUACGUGUGAUAUCACCACUUCAACUUUGUUUGACCCACAGUGUUGCAAGUCAAACCAUAAUGUGUAGGUCGGAACAGGCAUCAAUGAAUCCAUUAUCCACAGUGAACCCCAUCACCACGAUGAAGUUAAAAAAUACCAGUUGUUUAACCUACACAUUGAUCCACUAACCUCUAAUGUAAAAACAUCAUUGGACUGAAGAGAUAUGCAUCUUACUCAAAUUAGCGAUAUCAUGCACAAAGCAGAAAAGGCUACACACAAUCAGGCAUGAUGGUGACUUAGAAAUACUUAUGUUUAAUGCUUGGAUAGAGAUUACUCUUAAGGCUUUAAUUGUAUUGAUUUUGUGUGUGUCAGUUUUAUUUUGUCAUGUAUUUUGCUAAAACAGCCUAAAUUUAAAUGCUUUCACAUCAGCUACCUUUUUUUCCCCAGGGUGUCACCCUGUUGCUAUAAUGGGGCGGGGGGGGGGGGGUAGAGGGGAGCUAUUAGCCAAUAUCAUAUUUCUGACAGUUUUGUAUUUUCUGCACUUAACGCUAAGUUCUGUAACUAUGAAGCAGACUCCUAGCAUGCUUUAUGUUCAUGCUAAGCUUACAGUUGUUGACUUGUGAUCCCUAAGCUGAUUUUUGAAAGGUCCAUAUUUAAAAAGAAACUAUUUUCUCUUUGCUAGGAAUGGCUUACUUACGGUCUCAAAUAAUCUAGUGGGUUGUUUGGAAAAUGAGUUAAAAGCUGGUGAGACCAACUCCAUACACCAGGAUGACAGGAUAGUGGAAUCAUGUCUACUUAUGGUGUUUCUCCACUUACUGUUUCUUCUAUCUUCACCUGUGAUGCUUCUGAUGGUCUCCAUGAGGUUGUGAGCAUGUGCAAGGCAAGGAACCAUUUUGCUGUUUCCUUUUCAGUUGAGUAUUAAUUAGUUUUCAGAUCUGUGUGAGACCCACCAAUGGUGUGAUAAAUUUUACGUAGCUGUGUGAGUACCGUGAUCAGUGACUUGUGCACUCUAAAUUAAUCAAAAAACUAUGGAGUGAGCUGUAUAUAACUUCUGGUAUUUGUAAGUGUAGGAACUGUCAAACGAGAUGUAUAUUUUAAGGUUUGCCAAAUAACAGUGUACAAAAUACAGGGUAUAAAGUGACAGGAAUGAUUGGUGCAGGUAUCUUGGGUGAAAAUGCCAGUAAACCUUGAAAAACAGGUGGGGAAAGUAGAUAAGAAUAGGGAAAUUAGGUCUUUGAUGUGACUGUGAGAUGGGGGUUUUCUGCCGUUGAAAAUGUAGGAUAUAAAUGUCAGCUAAGCUCAUGAUUUUGGAAAAGAUUGAAAACUGCUGUGAGCCUGUAUCCCCAGCUGGUACAGUGCUAACCUUUUUCUUUUCUGUAUUGUGCUGAUCUGUCUUUGCUUAAUAAACUGACCAAGCGUGGUUAGCUGAUGCGCCAUUGAUCAGGAAUUUAAAUUGACUCCUCAGUGUUUUGUAUAAGGGAACACAACAUUUCCCCCCUCCAUAGCAGGAUGGGGGCAGCAGCCAUUCUCUGGGAAGGGGCAGGGAGUAUGUGGUUGGGGAGCUGGGAGAUCUGGGGGUGGGAGGAGCUGUCCCCAUGGAGCUGUCUUUCCCACUGAAGCAUGUUCAGAACUUGUACAGAGGGCUGAUGUAAACUCUCUUCAGAAUAGUGCUAUGAAUAAAGUGUUUUUAAAAAAUAUAGAGAGAAAACUACCAGCACAUCCUCUGCAGUGAGUUGUGUGCCUCUGUUCUCCCAUUCCUUCAAGGCAAUGUCCAUCUCCUCUGACCUCCUUCCUCUGCACCAUGGGGUGCUCGCGUGCUGGAGUCAUCUGGGCACCUCUCACCUCAGCAGUUCCCUCCCAUUGCCACAUCCUCAGGCUGGCAGCUGAGUCCCCCCUGUUCUCUGCCUGUGUCUCACAACAGGGCUGAAAUGAUUUGAUCUAACAGAAGUCCUUGGGCUCAACAUGGCAAGAAGUUGGUGGCCCAUGCACACACGUCAUCAUAACUGUAUCCCUCCAAACUUUAACCAUCGGUGUCCCCGCAGCCUCAUGCUGGGGGAGCCCUCGGUGCCCCAUGGGGGAGGAGAUGGCACUCAGCGUGGGGAAUGGCUGUGCUGGGAAACCCACAGAGGAUGAGGCAGAGACUGUGGUGAUGAUCCAGGAGGGACCCUUGCGGCCUAAGCCGUCUGCCUGGACCCCACGUCCCCGUGCCCUCCGCAACCUGGCCAUAGGCAGCAUCAUCUGCGGCUGCUCCUGCCUGGGGGUGCUGGCCCUAAUCUAUGCUGUCAAGGCCAACGAGAAGCGGAAGACAAACUCUCCUGAAACGGAUCUCUGGGCCCGGAAGUCCUUUCAGUUCUCCCUUCUCAGCAUCGGGGUCUGGGUGUCUCUGCUCAUCCUGGUACCGCUGCUCAUGGGACUCAUCUCCUACCUGAUUGCCAGGGCAGAGUGAUCUCCUGCUGCAUUCUCAUCGGCUCUGGGGGAUCAGGGGGAUUCCCAGAUCUGAUUUUUCUCUCCUGGGACUGCAGGAUGGGAGUUGCCCUGGCUGCAUCUCACCACAGCUGGCCUGGAAUCUCCCCAGCCCUGCCAGUUCUGAAGAAGCUCCAGCUUCUCCAUGGCUUGGGACUGAGACUUCAAAGAGACCAGGGUGGGGAGUAGGACAGGAUCAUCCGUGAUUGUCUAUUCCCAGCAGAGAUGGUGAUAAAGGAACCUAAAAACAUCAAGGAAAAAUCCAAGGCUGGUAGGGCUAAGGACCAGACUGAUUCCAUUCCUAGACGGAGAUGGUAAAGCUGUUAAUAAGGAUGUACAAAAGGUGCUUUGUAUUUGGAGAGAAGCAGGAUGAUGAACUCCUAUCAUAUGAGGAUGAUGAAGUACUUUCCAGUACAUUAAUGAACGAGGAGGAUGUUAAACAACAUCUACUAAACACGUUCCAAUCACAGACCCAGGAAACAUGUCCCCAAAAGCCCUAACAAAGUUGGCCGUGGAGAUCGCAAGCCUGCGAAUGUUCAUUUUUAAUAGAUGUUGGAAUGAAAUUCCAGAAGACCAGUAGAAUGCUAAUACUGUGCCGGGCAAGCAGGGUGACCAGGGGAAUUAUAGGCUGGUUAGCGUGACAUCAAUCCUGGGAGACAUAAGGGAAAAGCUAAUAAGGGAUUCCAUCAACAAAGACUGAAAAGAUGUAGUUAAAGCCAGACCACACUGUUUUAUGGAAAAGAUAUUUUUGUCAGACAAAGCUGAUUAAAUUCUUUAACAAGUUUACGAAUUUGGUUGAUAAACG
Molecule: messenger RNA, 3799 nt
Organism: Gopherus evgoodei (Goodes thornscrub tortoise)
Lineage: Eukaryota; Metazoa; Chordata; Testudines; Testudinidae
Gene: TMEM265
Product: transmembrane protein 265
Exons: 4
Coding region: 2603-2977 (124 amino acids)
Source: RefSeq, a predicted model, not a curated record